GCCUUUUCACCAGGUUGCAGGCUCUCGGCAGUUCUCCUCGCCCGCUACGACGCAGCGUGGGAUGUGGGGGGUCGCAGUUCCCAAGCUGGCUUGCAUGCAGCGGGCGGCGGCUGCGAGCGCCUUAGGGCUUUUUUCCAGACUCCAGACUCCAGUUCCAACCAUGAGAACUUUUUCCCUGUCACAGCCCUCGCAGAAAGUGGCAGACCCUGUGUGGAAUCUGGGUCGACUCAAUCAUGUAGCCAUAGCCGUGCCGAAUUUGGAAAAGGCCUCGACAUUUUAUAAGAAUGUUCUAGGGGCCCAGGUAAGUGAAGCGGUCCCUCUUCCUGAACAUGGAGUAUCUGUUGUUUUUGUCAACCUGGGAAAUACCAAGAUGGAACUGCUUCAUCCCUUGGGCAAAGACAGUCCGAUUGCAGGUUUUCUGCAGAAAAACAAGGCUGGAGGAAUGCAUCACAUCUGCAUUGAGGUGGAUAACAUAAACACAGCCAUGAUGGAUUUGAAAAAAAAGAAAAUCCGUACUACAACUGAAGAGGCCAAAAUAGGAGCACAUGGAAAACCAGUGAUUUUUCUCCAUCCCAAAGACUGUGAUGGAGUUCUUGUGGAACUGGAGCAAGCUUGAUUUAUGUUUGUAAGAAACUAAAUUAAUUGAUAUAAAAAAUUCUUAUCAAAAUUCAAAGUGACAACAGCAACUCGAAAGAUUAGAUAGGAACCUUAGGGAGCAGAGAGUUUAUGUUAAUGAGAGAGGAGCAACUCAGAAAAUCAUAGUAAAAAU
Molecule: messenger RNA, 769 nt
Organism: Trichechus manatus latirostris (Florida manatee)
Lineage: Eukaryota; Metazoa; Chordata; Mammalia; Sirenia; Trichechidae
Gene: MCEE
Product: methylmalonyl-CoA epimerase
Exons: 3
Coding region: 62-616 (184 amino acids)
Biological process (GO): L-methylmalonyl-CoA metabolic process
Cellular component (GO): mitochondrion
Molecular function (GO): methylmalonyl-CoA epimerase activity
Source: RefSeq, a predicted model, not a curated record